AUGGUCGGGAAUGAUAGGGCGGAUCGCAGGAGGCGCAAUCCUAGUGAUGGCGAUGAUGAUGGUACUGAGAGGGGGAGGAAGAGGAGGGGAGGAAGAGGUGGUGGAAGAGGUGGUGGUAAGAGUGGCAGUGGCAGUGGCAGUGGUAGAUGUAAUAGAGGUGAUGGCGGUGGCGGUGGUGGUGGUGGUGGUGGUGGUGGUGGUGCCAGUGCUGCUAGUGAUGGUGAUGGUGAUGGUAAUGACGAUGACGAUGGCGGCGAUGUGUGGUGUUGUUGGAGUUGUUUGGGUGCCGGGUGUUGUUGGCGGGACAACAUCCCCGUUCUUGGAGUCUACGUUCUUCUCCCAUCCACGACGAAUAAUAACCACGACCACGACCACGACCACGACCACGGCUGCAGGCGCUCGAUCAUGGCCAAAGAUGACUACGCCACUGCUGGCGGCCCUUUACGUCUUAAGGGCUCUAGUGGUGUCGUAAAGCAUAAAUCAAGGAAGAAGACCAAACCUUCGAAACAAUUAAAGCCUAAGGACAUCUCCCAGCAAAACAUCAAGAACCUCCCUGAAAAUGACGACCAAGGACCAAGCACAUACACAAUUCAGCAGGAAAUGCCCCAACAAAGAAAACACAAAACAGAGGCCGAGCGGAAGUUUGAAGAAGCACGUAAGAAAAAGCUCGACCAGCUCCUGUUGAAAGACGCCGCGAAAUCACACAAGGAACGAGUUGAAGAGUUUAAUAAGUACCUAUCAAACCUAAGUGAGCAUCACGACAUGCCUAGAAUUGGACCGGGUUAA
Molecule: messenger RNA, 786 nt
Organism: Orbilia oligospora ATCC 24927
Lineage: Eukaryota; Fungi; Ascomycota; Orbiliomycetes; Orbiliales; Orbiliaceae
Exons: 4
Coding region: 1-786 (261 amino acids)
Cellular component (GO): nucleolus
Source: RefSeq, a predicted model, not a curated record